Molecule: messenger RNA, 1671 nt
Organism: Lodderomyces elongisporus
Lineage: Eukaryota; Fungi; Ascomycota; Pichiomycetes; Serinales; Debaryomycetaceae
Exons: 1
Coding region: 1-1671 (556 amino acids)
Source: RefSeq, a predicted model, not a curated record
AUGAAUGACAUUAUAGGUUUGAGGGUUAAUGUUCCUGGAGCAACAGGACACGCCGUCUUGCGAUAUGUGGGGAUCAUUCACGGCAAGAACGGAGUGUUUGCAGGAUUGGAGCUUCAGGGAACGUUAGCAGCCACUAGAGGUAAGAAUUCGGGCGCAGUUGAAAAUGUUCAAUAUUUUGACGUGGAGAUCCCCAAGAGUGGAUUAUUCAUCCCAUAUGAACGGUUAAGAAGCGUUAAUCCUAAACUACCAGACCUGAAAACAUACUUGUCCCAUUUUGGCGAUACCAUUAUUAUCAACGAAACCUUGAGUAGGCCGGCUAGUGCUGCAGGGAUAGAAGCUAGAACACCCACCUCAAGAACUUCCUCUGUGGGGAAUGCAUUGCCCAUAGGAUCAUUUGCUGCUUCUUAUCCAUCUGCAAAUAAUGCAGGUGAAGCAACAGAAGCGCCUAUAUAUGGUAUAAAUACCGGCAAUGCAAGUGACACAAUGCAUACAACGACAGAGUAUACUACUACAAUGGUAUUACCAGCACCAGCAACAACAGUAGCACCAGCAGCACCACCACCAGCAGCACCACAAACUAUAGCACGAACACCGGUUGCAACAACAGAUACUCGGUCAAUAUCUAAUAAUACUCCGCUAUUGAAAAAUAGUGUUCGUUCACCGUUAAGUCCUAUAUCUCACACAGGAGGAUAUUUGAAUGCAAGAAUGGGUGCCAUGAGCGAAAAUAUAUAUAAGGAAAUGAAUUCAAACGUUGUAGACGUGUCGCAAUAUGAAACCGAAAUCAAAGAGUUGCGGAAGCUAUUAAAGGAAAAAGAUAGAAGACUUGAAGGUUUUGCCAGGCAGAGAGAAGAAUGGCAUAAUGCAAUGGAUGACUUGAUGGCAGUUCAACAAGACGGUAUGCAAGUAUUCGAAGAUCGUAUUCACGAAUUGGAGAAUGUGAAUGCUAAGCAAGCAAAGGAACUUACGCGGUUGAAAGAGGAGCUCAGAAUCUCGAAAGAAAGUAUGAAACAAUUGGAGGAUGAACUCGAACAUUUAAGGAGUAAAGGAACAGAGAAGAAGGAAAUAGGUAAACUGCGAAACCUUGAUGGGGCCAAAACAGAACUGAAUGAAGACAAACACAAACAGUUGGCAAUGGGCGAUAGUCAGAUUCGCGAGAUUGAGAAAUUGAAACGGGAGCUUGAAGAAUCGAGAUUUAAAAUUGGGGAGUUGGAAAAUGACAAAAAUAAACAAAGUCAUGAAGAUCAUAUGGAUUCCAUAUUAGCCGAAGAUAUCCAAAAUGUAGAUUUACUAGGUAGUUUAAAAACAAACAGCGGAGAAAUCUCACAAUCACCGUCAGAUUCAAAACUGCAUCCAAAUGUACAUCCAAAACAAGAACUACAAAAUCCUCAUAGAGAUGCUGUUGAAUCUACUAAACGUUCAACGGAGACAGUACUUAUGGAGAACACUGCAAACUCUUCAUCAUCAGUCUCAGGAAACUAUGUUGCUUCAACAUCGAGUGAUUUAAUACAAGGAUCAACUCAUCCAACACAUGCCAAUUUCACUACGGAUUUGCCAAUUUAUAAAGCACCAAAACCAAUUGAUCCUGCUGAAGGUAGGAAUGACUGGUGUGGUCUUUGCGAAAGAGACGGCCAUAGUAGCAUUGACUGUCCUUUUGAGAACGAUAUAUUUUGA